Messenger RNA from Nerophis lumbriciformis (worm pipefish), 630 nucleotides. NCBI's taxonomy places the organism in Eukaryota, Metazoa, Chordata, Actinopteri, Syngnathiformes, Syngnathidae. The record is from RefSeq and is a predicted model, not a curated record.
AUGUCUUUACUCCUUGUCCACCCAUUCGGGGAGCUGCCGCCGGACAACUCUGUCAACACCAAACUCUUCCUGGAUACCGUGUCGCACCUACCGUCCUUCUUCGAUUGUUUAGGCUCCAAAGUGUUCUCACUCAUCAAGUCAGACAUUAAUGGCAACAUCACGAAAAUUAAAGAAGUCUAUGUGAAGGACCCACAAAGGUACGUCACCCUGCAGCACAUCCUAGAGGCCGAGCGGCGAGACCUGGCGGAUGAGUGGCCCAAAGUGGGAGCCACGCUGGCCCUCAUGUGGCUUAAGAGGGGUCUUCGUUUCAUCCAAGUCUUGCUGCAGAGUUUGGCAGAUGGUGAACAAGAUCCAAACCAGCCCAACCUCAUUCGUGUCAACAUCACCAAAGCUUAUGAGCAGGCACUCAAAAGAUACCACGGGUGGUUUGUGCAGAAGAUUUUCAAUACGGCACUGUACGCAGCUCCUUACAGGUCCAACUUCCUCAAAGCGCUUUCGAAAGGAGAUGACGUGAAAGAGGAAGAGUGCCUCGAAAAUGUGCGUCGCUUCCUGGUCAACUACACCCCCACCAUCGAUGCCAUCUAUGAGAUGUACGCGCGCCUCGACGCGGAGCUGGACUACAAAGUUUGA